AAAGAAAUAGGCCCGUGUGCUUUUGCACAUGAAUCAUGUUAAUUUUGACCCUCCGAAGUUGACAUCCACUCUUUCUUCUUCUUCUUCUUCGUCCGAUUCAAGCAAUCUUCCUCUUCACUCUCUCAACAAGACUCGCCAACUCUCUCGAUCUUACCUUCUUUCAGCUACUAACUACUAUAUACAUAAUCUCUUUCUAUGUACAUAUCUAUACUCCAUAACCAAUUCCAGCACACUACACUUGUAUGUAAAUUUCCUGCAAACUUACUUCCAAUCUCAUCAGAAUCUUCAAUGUUAACUCUCUCAAUUGGUGAACAACGCUGCUUCUAGCUGCUGAUCUGUAAGACAUUAUGGAUCACAAUAUCAUGGUGUGGAAGAAAACAUCUGCUGAGAAGGCCGUUGAUGCAGAAGAUAAGCCAAAUCUUUCUCGGUCAAGCAAUGCAAUUGAGACGGUUCUUAAUGAGAACGAGGUGAAAAAGGGAAAUUUUUCUAUAACUUCUGAUUCCAACAGUAAAAAUUAUCUCGCCGCACAACAUUCGAUACUGGAACAGGAGGCUGUUGCUGGUUGGGAGAAGGCAGAAGCAGAAGUAACAUCAGUAAAGCGAGAAUUGGAUGAAGCAUUACGGAGAAAGUCAGUUAGUGAAGAAAGACAAACUCAUCUAGAUGCAGCCCUCAGAGAAUGCAUGCAGCAAUUACGAUUUGUUCGAGAAGAGCAGGAACAAAGGGUACACGAAGUUGUGAUUAAAGCAUCAUCUGAAUUCGAGAGAGCAAGAAUUGUUUUGGAUGAAAAACUAGCAGAUACCAACAGGAGACUUGUUAAAUUUAGUGCAGAAAACAGUCAACUUAGUAAAGCUUUAUCAACUAAGGAAAAGUUGAUUGAGAAUAUAAACGAACACAGAGCUCAAGCCGAGUUCGACUUCAACGCUCUAGUGACUCGACUAAAAUCAACCGAGAAAGAAAAUGUAUCCUUAAAAUACGAAAUCAGGAUGCUUCAGAAGGAACUCGAUGUUAGAAACGAAGAGAGAGUGUUCAAUCGUCGAACAGCUGAUGUUGCACACAUGCAACACUUGGAAAAUUCAAAGAAAAUCGUGAAACUGGAAACCGAAUGUCAGAGGCUACGUCUGUUAGUCAGAAAGCGAUUGCCCGGUCCUGCAGCCCUCGCGAAAAUGAAGAACGAAACUGACAUAUUUAGAAUGGAUAAUGAAACAAGGAGGAGGAAAUCAAAUUUCUCACCAAAUAAUUCAGUGGACUUCUCUGUAGACAGUGCAUCAGAACCAUACACACCUGGAAAAACUGUAAAUCCUUUUGCUGCUGAAUUUAAAAAUAAAUCAAAUGAGAUCUCUCUGGGAAGGGUGUCAGACGUGGGAAGUGACGAUAAGGUUAGUUGUGCUGAAUCUUGGGCUUCAGCUUUGAUUGUUGAAUUGGAUCAUAUCAGAACUGAAAAACAUAUGAGAAAACCAUCGUCUAAAACUAUCGAGUCUUCAGAUGUAGAUCUAAUGGAUGAUUUCGUCGAGAUGGAAAGAUUGGCUAACGAAGGGAGUGAAACUAUGGCUAUAGGUCAUCUUUCAACUCCUCCCUCUUCUUCUUCUUGGAUUCAGGAUAUAGUGAAGCUAGUGGCAAAGCAAAUAAAUAUUUCACAAAGAAAUCUCGAUGCAAUCAUGGAGGAUAUUAAAGUCGCUACAGAAGAUUUCAUUUGUCGAAAUCAAUACGAUGAUGAUGAUCAUUGGAAGGAUAAAUUGAAUAAUAGUCUUGAUUCUCAUAAACAAUCUCGAUCCACCAAUCACAUUUAUUUGAAACCAUCUGAGAAAUCUCCUCCAAAAGAGUCAGUAAAUGGGCUACAUUGCGAUCAACAGCUUCAUUCAAACGUGGAGAAUUCCAUACACAAGAUAAUUGACCUUUUCACAAGGAUAAAUUAUUCUUCACCGGGCUAUGGUGGCUCGGAAACUCCUACAGGUUACUCGGUUCGUGUAUUUCAAUGGAAGACAACCGAGCUUACCUCUGUUUUACAACAAUUUGUCCAAACUUGUGAAAAUUCGGUAAAUGGGAAGGGUGGUGGUAUUGAAAAUUUCAUGGAAGAACUGGUAACGGCUUUGGACUGGACUAUGAACCAUUGUUUUUCCAUUCAGGAUGUUUCAAGCAUGAGAGAUGCAAUCGAGACGAAGUUUGGUUUGGAUGAAUCACUAAAUGAUAUCGGCGAAAUUAAAAGAUUCAAGGACGAAUGCCGAGUUUUAGAAUCUGGAAACAAGGAUUUGGAGAGAAGACUCCAGAAGGAGACUGAUAAAAAUGGAUCACUCUCAUUCAAAGUUCAAGAAUUACAGAGAACUGUUGAAAUCUUGCAGAAAGUGUUACAGAACACAAAAGAAUCAAAAACCAUGUUCGAGGAACAAAUCGACAGUCUUAGGUUGGAAAAUCGGGAUCUUUAUACAAAGCUUCAAAUCGCAAGGGUUGAAUUGGAAGAGACCCGUGAAAAAGUCUCAACCUUAGAAGCAGAACUGGAGAACAAAAUAAAUUGUUGUGCUGAUCUGGAAAGUGCAUGUCUUGACUUGCAACUUCAGCUACAGAGCUUCAAUAAGAAGGAAAUGCCACGGUAUGAAGAUGACAGUCGACUUGCAACUGAUUUGGAAAUCACAGCAGCUUCAGAAAAAUUAGCUGAAUGUCAAGAAACUAUCCUUAACCUCGGAAAGCAGUUGAAGGAUUUGGCUUCACCAAAAGAUUUAGUCAUUUUCGACAAGUUCACUUCCAAUCCGUCUGAAUCUGAAUCUAUUUCAGUCUCCCAGAGUAGCAGUAUGAACAAGAAGACCUCCUUGCUUGAUAAAAUGCUGGCUGAAGAUAAAGUUUCAGUAAAUGAUCUGAAAUGUUCAACUACCCAACAUGUGGUUAAACAAAAUGAACCAGAAAACGCAAAUGGUUCCACCAAAAGUAUCGUACGUGCCAGCGAAAGGAAAAGUGGUGGUGGCGGCUGGUUGAAAAAGAUGUUUUCGAAGAAAAAGAAACGUGACAGCAAUAAAUAAUAUAACUGUUCGGUAAGAGACAAUUUGGUUUUGAUGAUUCAUUAAUUUGCCACCUUUUUUUCUUAUUUUAUUUUGUUUUGAACAUGAAAGUAAAUAAUGUAUGGAAGUUGUGUGCUGUGUAAAUGCCAAUUGAGUUGUUUUGUCUCGACUCUUUGACAUGUCAUUUUAUUAGAUUUUUGUCGUCUUUCCUUCUUGUUGGAGCCCAUGUGGCUUGUCGGGUAUAUGAGAUUGGAAGAAUGUUGAUUUGCAUCCUUUUUCUUAUUUGGUGACGAGUAAAUACUGACCCAUUUGGAAAUA
Molecule: messenger RNA, 3305 nt
Organism: Impatiens glandulifera
Lineage: Eukaryota; Viridiplantae; Streptophyta; Magnoliopsida; Ericales; Balsaminaceae
Product: filament-like plant protein 7
Exons: 6
Coding region: 348-3008 (886 amino acids)
Source: RefSeq, a predicted model, not a curated record